AUGCAUGCGCGCGAAAUCCAGGAACUAGGCAUCCAGUGCAUGAUAAUUUCCCUGCAUCGUCUGUGGGUGAUUAAGCUCUUCAUGAUGUUGAUGGUCUGCUUACUAUUCAAUAUCUACCAUGAAAUGUGCACAUUACAUGCGUACCACAGGAUUACAUACAUUGGUCACACCAGUUACUUCUUCUCCUCCUCCACCGUGCCCCGUCCCUUGUCACGGAGAACACAAAAGCUGAAUGAACAAGACCACUUGCAGACAAAGACCCCCCGGCCCGUCGGCGGUCCACAUGUAGCCUGCAGCCGCCUUACCAUCCGUCCAACCACAACCGCAGCUUGGGGCUUCUAG
Messenger RNA from Cryphonectria parasitica EP155, 342 nucleotides. RefSeq lists its product as uncharacterized. The record is from RefSeq and is a predicted model, not a curated record. Lineage: Eukaryota; Fungi; Ascomycota; Sordariomycetes; Diaporthales; Cryphonectriaceae. The transcript is spliced from 4 exons. The coding region runs from base 1 to 342 and encodes 113 amino acids.